GGCGGGGAAGUCUAAGGAAACCAUGACGCAGAGGCAAACAAUUGUGCUGUGCCAUUACUGACUAACUCUACAGUAGACGAAGCUAACGUCAAGCCGGCUGCACAUGCUGCUUUUGCUGCGCACCCCAAUUCCCACAGUUGCGUUUCUGCUGGUGAGUCUUUCCGGCACACGGUUUGUCGUUGGCGUCUCAAGACUUACCGACGUCACAGGCGCUUCUAGUUCGCAAUUUCACACUCUACAUUGUAACAUGACCACGCCCACAACGCCGACAUCGGUGUGGAAUCAUUCCGCCGCGUCGACAAUCAUGUGGGAGAACGCGAUUGCAUUGAGACUUUUAUCGAGGUCGACAAUAGGUCAUGUUUGUUCACGCGGCCGCAGAAUUAGAACCCGUGUUGCGCAAAGAUGAACACGAUGCUGAGUACCGUAAUGGACAGCGAGAUGGAUAU
Messenger RNA from Boeremia exigua, 446 nucleotides. RefSeq lists its product as uncharacterized. Lineage: Eukaryota; Fungi; Ascomycota; Dothideomycetes; Pleosporales; Didymellaceae. The record is from RefSeq and is a predicted model, not a curated record. The coding region runs from base 104 to 406 and encodes 100 amino acids. The transcript has a single exon.